This is a messenger RNA of Trichoderma reesei QM6a, 849 nucleotides long. RefSeq lists its product as uncharacterized. NCBI's taxonomy places the organism in Eukaryota, Fungi, Ascomycota, Sordariomycetes, Hypocreales, Hypocreaceae. The coding region runs from base 1 to 849 and encodes 282 amino acids. The transcript is spliced from 2 exons. The record is from RefSeq and is a predicted model, not a curated record.
AUGGGCGUGGGUCGAAAGCGCGGCCGUGACGGGGACGAGGAGGAAAUGGGCGGCAUGUCCACGGGCUGGGAGCAGCACCAGAGCAAACGAGUCCAGUACCUCCCUGUCCGAAGCUCACCAGAGUCGGCGCAGCAGUGGCAGACUGCAUCAUCUCUCACCUCCCUCAGUCUCAGCUCUCACGACCCCGUGCCGCAGCCCGGCUUUGCUGCUUGGUCGCACCAACCUGCAGCAGGCUCUUCAUCUUACGGUGGCGCGGAGCCGAACACGGCAGCGACCUCUGAUCGGAUGCCGACGCCGAUGCACCCCAACUUUGCCGCCCAGGUGCGCGGCCAGCAGCACGAGUGGGCCGGCCCUGGUCCGGUUGUGACGACACUCAACGGCGUUGUCAACAUGGGCCAUCAUCCCGCAGGCUUUUCGGAUGAUCAAUCCGUGCCUCGCGCCAUGUCUGGUCUGGAAGACUGGCAGGCUGUGCAGAACCACCGAAGGCUGCCCUCGCCCAUCUCGGAAAUCGAAGGCUGCACCCGGGAUCAAGACUGCAGCGACACUAGCAUGAUGAGUGAUGAUGGCAUGGGCGCGACCGUCGAUCCUCCACUGCCAAGCCCUGUGAUGGACCACCCCAGCACGAUGAUGGAUGUCGAGUCGCCGGCACAACUGCAGGCGGUCGACCGCGAGGGGGACGCGCCUUCGCCUAGCCCUGGGCGCAGAGGCCAUAUGCGAAGCAAGCAUACCAUCAACAGCUGGACGUGGCAGCCGGGGAUGAAGAAGAGCUUCAGCAUUGGCUACCGAGCCGACUGUGAGAAAUGUCGACUGAAAGUUCCCGGGCACUUCAAUCACAUUGUCAUCUCAUAG